Staurois parvus is the source of this 454-nucleotide messenger RNA. The record is from the annotation of a GenBank genome assembly. Lineage: Eukaryota; Metazoa; Chordata; Amphibia; Anura; Ranidae.
AUGAUAUGGAGGGGAUUGGAACACCUGAAUCACAUGAUAUGGAGGGGAUUAGAACACCUGAAUCACAUGAUAUGGAGGGGAUUGGAACACCUGAAUCACAUGAUAUGGAGGGGUUUGGAAACACCUGAAUCAUAUGAUAUGGAGGGGAUUGAAACACCUGAAUCGCAUGAUAUGGAGGGGAUUGGAACACCUGAAUCGCAUGAUAUGGAGGGGAUUGGAACACCUGAAUCACAUGAUUGGGAGGGGAUUCGAAGCACCUGAAUCACAUGAUUGGGAGGGGAUUGGAACACCUGAAUCACAUGAUAUGGAGGGGAUUGGAACACCUGAAUCACAUGAUUGGGAGGGGAUUGGAACACCUGAAUCACAUGAUUGGGAGGGGAUUGGAACACCUGAAUCACAUGAUUGGGAGGGGAUUGGAACACCUGAAUCACAUGAUUGGGAGGGCGGGGACAAU